Molecule: messenger RNA, 2681 nt
Organism: Erpetoichthys calabaricus (reedfish)
Lineage: Eukaryota; Metazoa; Chordata; Cladistia; Polypteriformes; Polypteridae
Gene: znf326
Product: zinc finger protein 326
Exons: 15
Coding region: 157-2097 (646 amino acids)
Biological process (GO): regulation of DNA-templated transcription elongation
Cellular component (GO): DBIRD complex; nucleus
Molecular function (GO): DNA binding
Source: RefSeq, a predicted model, not a curated record
GGCGGAGGCCGGCGGGCACGCCCUUCGCGCCAUUGCGGCUUUGAGUCGAACAGAACAAAGGCGUCUUGCAGUUGGUGUUCUGUGUGUGCGCGUUUCAUACCUCGUUGGGAGGACGGAGGCCUAGUUGGUUAAGAAUAUAAGCAUUUUUUGGAAAUCAUGUUUGCCGACAUGAAGCGUGGAGUUGCCCGGGGAAGAUUCAGUGGUUUAAGGUCUUACGAUUUUGAAAGAGGAAGCCUUGAUAGGUAUUCUGAAGAGGAGCUGAGAGAUCCACCAUUGUCACGUAUUUCAGGGGAAAUGAAUGUUGGCUUCUCUCAUGGACGUUUUGGAGGAUCAUCCUUGAGAUCAUUUGAUUCCUUUGAAGGCAGUCGAAGUGAAAGGUUUGGACCUUACGAGUCUUAUGACUCCGGGUCUGCUCAGGGUGGCCGUGAUCUGUACAGAUCUGGCUUUGGAAGUAAUUUUGGUGGCGGAUUUGACAGCUCCUUCCAGAAUAACUGGGAGCCAUCUUACCCACGGUCGAAUUUAAGGUCUGGGUUUUUGGAUAAUGGGGGAAGAGAAGGUUACUCUUCCUACAGCAGUUUUUCUUCACCCCAUAUGAAGCCUGCACCCGUAGGCUCUCGGGGGAGAGGAAUGCCUGCUUAUCCUCAAAACAGUUUUGGAGGUAGAAGCCUUGAUCUGGGAGGACCAACAACAGUCAGAGGCCGAGGCAGAGGACCAAUGGGGCAAUUUAUGAAUCCCAGCCCAGGACUUGUGAUUGACUAUCAAAACCAGGCCAGUAUGAGGGGAGUAAAGAGGAAGAUGGCUCCUACCAGACCUGAUAUCUUUAUCAAAAAGCAAAAAUUGACCAAACCUUCUUCAAACACAAAGAAUAAUCAGGAAGAUGCUGCAGAGCAGUCCAACACUACCAUGACCAGCAACGACGAUGUGGUGCAAACUCUUGAACCCAGAUUGAUUCAGAGGAAUCUUGAAUGCCCCUGGUACACUGAUGAGCUUCGGGAGCUCAAGACCUUGGGUCGCAGGCUGGAACGUCAGUGGAGAUCAUCUGGUCUCGAUGUUCACAAGGAGAACUGGGCAGCACACCUCCGACAGUACAGACAGGCACUUGCUGCUGCUAGGGAAAAGUACUACUCUCAAGAGAUCAUUAAAGAGGAAGAUAUUCCAGAAAUGAUCCACUCUCCUUCCACAUCCUCAACUUCUUCUUUGUGUGGCCAAGAUAAUGCAGAUUUAAUUCAAGGAGUGAAGACUACUACAGAGGGAGAUGGUGCUGUAGAAGGAUCAGGAGCUGGGGAUGCAGGAAAAAUUGAAGAUGAAGAGCAAAGGAAACUAGAGUCAAGAAGGGAGAAACAAAGGCGCAGGAGGGAGAAAAACAAUGAGAAAUAUGGGGAUGGAUACAGGCUUGCUUUCACAUGUUCAUUUUGUAAAUUCCGAACAUUCGAGGAAAAGGAUAUUGAAAAUCACUUUGAAAGUACAUCCCAUCAGGAGACACUAGAUUACAUUCAGAAGCAGGCCAAAUUUGAUGAAGUCGUAAUAAAAUUCCUGCAUGAAUCCAUGGUCAACAAAUUCAAAAAGACAGUAAGUCGCAAACUUUUGAGUUCACAUCCAGAACAGACUCCUGAAGAAGCUCAUAAAGAGUUAAUGGAAGGAGUUACAGAAGAAGACUAUAUGAGAAAAGUUGACAUGGUACAUUGUAAUGCUUGCCAUGCUUAUGUUCCAGCUGUUGUGUCUUCAGUUCAACAACAUAUAAAGUCGAAUGAUCAUCUGAAGAAUAAAGUGCUAUACAAAGAACAGUUGAAGAAAGAAAGUGUCCUAACAGCUACAAGCAUCUUGAAUAAUCCAAUUGUGAAAGCCCGCUAUGAAAAAUAUGUUAAGGGUGAAAAUCCAUUUGAAGAGCCACAGGAGCAAGAACAAGAGCAAGAACAAGAGCGAGAGCGAGAACGAGAACAAGAACAAGAACAAGAGCAGAAGCAGGAGCAGGAUCAGGAUCAGAAGCAGGAACAAGAGCAGGAGCAGCAGGAAGAUAAUGAACAGAAUGACGCUGCAGAGGAGACGGUGUUAUUUACUGGUGAUGAGGCUACUGAACCAGCAAGUGAAAUGAAUUAGGUUCAAAGAAACAUUUUAAAAUUGGAUGUGUAUGUACCAUUUUGUGUUCUGCAGAAAAAUGUUUUAUAGUGUAGUACUGGUAGUAAAGCUGCUAAUGAAGUCAGAUCUGUACCCAAGUAGUGAAUCUCCUUUUGUUGUAAGCUAUGUGGAUGUUUUUUUUUUCUUUCUACAGGUAGGUUUAGCGCAUGCAGACUAAAAUAUUGCAUGGCUAUUAGAAGUUUUCCUUUUUGUUAAAUACUGUGUAAUUUAAAACAUUUUGGCAAGGUUGCAUUCAGGGCAUCUCUUCUUUUCAAAACUUUCCAUAAUUUUAUUAAGUUUUCUUUAAUGGUGGGUCCUUUGCAAAUAUUUUAAAUUUAGUACUCUGCUUUGAAGGUUUGUCCAAAAUUGUUUUCAAGUAAACCUAGGUUAUCUCUGGUUAGAUGUUACAGGAAAUAACUGUAUCUGAACUCAUUGUUUGUAAACUUCUAUAGUUUGGCUGAAAUUAAGAGAAGAUCGAGAAAAUGUGCAAGAUAUAGCUUCCAAUAUUUUUAUUCUGUUUUUACUUUCAUUCUUAUUUUAAUUGCCAAUAAAUGUAAUAUUUCCAA